This is a messenger RNA of Aegilops tauschii subsp. strangulata, 2995 nucleotides long. RefSeq lists its product as uncharacterized. Lineage: Eukaryota; Viridiplantae; Streptophyta; Magnoliopsida; Poales; Poaceae. The record is from RefSeq and is a predicted model, not a curated record.
ACCUGUGGGCGGACGACUGGAAACGAAGUCGUCCCACGUGCCCCAACUCCCCAAAGCGGCAGCCGCUCGCCGCCGGCGAAAUGCUCACCUACCCCAGCGAUUAUCGGGGUUAUCCUCCGCAGCACGUGGCGGUACCCCCCUUCUCUUCCGCCGCCGCCCCCUUCACCGUGGACGGGCUCCAUCCCGCGGACCAAACAUUCCCCAGCCCUAGCCUCGAUGCCCCCGGCGUCACUUCCCUCUACGCGACGGGCGAGUGGGGGAAUGCGUCGUGGAUGGAAGCCCCCGUGAGAUACAUGGCCCCGGACGCCGCCGCUUCCGCCUCACCAGGGUAUACUGGACAUUAUCAUCUGAAUAAGGAUCCUUCAGGCCCUGCGAGAAGUCCCAUCGGCUGUGCUUCUUCGUUUCCUGUCAAGAGUCUGACAAGUGAAAACAUACUUGGAAAUAUUUCCCGUCAAGCAGCAGAGGCAGAGGAAAGUGCACACACUCAAAUACUUGCAAAAGAAGGUCAAGAACACUCUCACUGUCAUCCAGAUGCUGAGGAGAACUUGUUGCAGAUGUCUGACUCCAGCUCUAGGAAUCAGGCAAAGUUUCUGAAGCUAAUACACAAUUUGUCAGUAGUGCUUCUGUCUACUUGCAAUGGUGGUUCUUCAUUACAGGAAUAUGAAGAGGAGAUUCUGAAAUCUGUUAUUCGAAAUCUUAAAGCUGCUUCUUCCAAAGGGGGCAAGGCUACAUUAAAAGGUGAUGAUUGUUUGAGGGACUCCAGUCAAAUCAGUUGCUUGAGAAACAAUUUGUUGGUGGCAAUCCCUGAACACUCAGUGUCAGAGAGCACAGAUUCAGAAUUUAAGACAUCUAUUUCACAGGCUCUUUCUAAGCUCCCAGAGGAUAAUAUGCUAGAUGAUACUGAAGUUUCUCAAGUGUCAAUUUACAAAAAAUUAUGGUUUGAAGCAGAAGCUUCGGUGUGUAAACUCAAAUAUGAGCUUCAGCGUGCCUGUAUGAAGCUUGCAACAUUGAAAGUUUUCAGCAACACACAAACGGUUCCAACUGACCCGUCAGAAAGUGAUAAAGCCUCCAGAGUAACCGUAUCUGAUGGCCAACCCCAUAAUCAUGCCAAAGACCGCAGUUCCUGUGCUGCGACCUUGCAAUGUCAUGGAGGAGGUAGUGAUGGCAGACAAUCUUCUGUGAUAAAUAGAGUGACGACUCAACAGUCCACUUGUGUUUUGGCUGCUCAAGUCCUGGCUGCUUCCCCAGUGCGUCGGCCACCUGCAUUGGUGCCACAGCCUUACCCAGUCGCGCCCAACAAUCCUUCAGGGCCAUACUGUGGUUACUGUCACAAGUUGGGGCUCACCCCUCAUCCGUGCUACAAGAAGAAUGAUCAAGGACACAAGAUUUUUAGUGGCACCUCUUCUCCUUCAGUUCCAUGCCAGAGCUCCUCCACCGGACAGGAGCUUCUCACUGAACCACCACCACCUCCUCCUUCAGAUAUAUUAUCUCCAAGGUCCAUCAUUGCUACAAAUAAGAGCAUCGUAAAUGGUGUUGAAGCUGAAACAUUUGCUCAAAUGAAAGUUCUAGAAUCCCAUAUUGACAACAUAAGCUCUUUGGGUGAGAGUAAGUGUGAGAGGCAGCAAGAACCUAGCAAGGGAUCAUAUGCCGUUGAAGAUGAUGUUUUGUCCAGGCUGAGAAUUUUGAAGUCCCGCCCUGAUUAUAUAACCUCGUUGGGUUUGGAAAGCAGCAACCAUCAGCUAGACACAAAUAUAGAUGCAUCAGACAAGGUUGAUGAAAUGUUUGCUCCAAUGAAAGUUUUGGAGUCCCUCUUUGACAAAAUAAGCCCUUUAGGUGAGAACAAGUGUGAAGAGCAGGAAAACGAAAGCGACGGAUCAUAUCCAAUCGAAGAUGCUGUUUCGGCGAGGCUACUGAUUUUGAAGUCCCGUGCUGAUAAUAUGACCUCUCUUGGUCUGGAAAGCAGCAAGCAGCAGCUAAAUGCAAACACUGACAUUUCAGAUGAGGUUGAAGAUGCUGUCAUGGCUAGGCUUGGAAGUUUGAAGUCCCAUCCUGAUGUGGAGGCAUCCUCGAUUGGAGUUGUUGAAGGUGUGGAGGAGGAUCCUUGUGCUGUGGGACUGCCGGUCUCUAGUUGUCAGCUACCUCCAUCUCCUGCUGCAGUGUCCCAUCCUGAUGUGGAGCCGUGGAGGCAUCCUCGAUUGGGGUUGUUGAAGGUGUGGAGGAGGAUCCUUGUGCUGUGGGACUGCCGGUCUCUAGUCGUCAGCUACCUCCAUCGCCUGCUGCAGUGUUCGAGAAAACAACAUUGCUAUCGGCUACCAAACCACCAGAGGGCACUGGAGAGACUCCAGCCAUCCUGAUCUCGUCGUCUAAAAAAGCACCGCCAUUGUCCACACUUAAAGAUGCACCUUCACUGAUGGAGAAAGAUCUUUCAGGGCUGGCAGACGAUGCCCUGGAUUCGGUUGUGCUCCAAGAAGCCCGGGACUUGGCACAGAAGACUGCAAAGGUUAAGCGCCAUCCGCACGGUCCUACGCCAAGAAGAUUUCAUCUACCUUCCACCGUCAAAAUAAAGUGUCCCAUCUCGGAGCAGAGGGCACUGGCUAUAUUGCUUAGGAGGCUGGGCAUGAUAAAGAAGGAUGAAGUGGAUGAACGUGCCAUGGACAGAUGUUUGGCGGUCUUGGGGGCUUCUUUUCCUAAAAGCUUGCUCCAGGCUAUUUUCUGCGGUUCAAACAUCGUGAAGGAGUUAUGGGGUAUCUCGGCCCGCGAUUGUUACCUUCUGAUUUCCCCUUCCCUGUUUGUGGUGCAACCUCGCAAUAGCUAGGGGGUCGUCGUAAACCACCUUGUUGAGUAGCUAGGUGUUAUUGUAGUGUUGUCUCUUGCUGGUGUCUGGGUAGAUAGUUUGGUGAUCGUAGACCGAAAAACCAUGUUUGGCCUCGAACUGUGGGGAAUUGUCAUGUUUGCAGAGCAGGGUCUCAAGAAACCUCCUCGGUCUCCUCUUUCA